AUGACCAGAGGAAAGAAGACCAUAGGAAGGCCCAGAGGAAGCAAAACCAGAGGAAACCAGACCAGAGGGAACAAGCGGUCCAGGCAUGAUUCGAAGACCCCGUUGGACGAGAUCCACGUUUCAAGCGGAGGUUCGCCAGGUGCGUCCAACAAGAAGCAGGCCGCUGGUUCUCCUCCUCAGGUCGCCACUCCUCCCCGCUCCUCGGAGCCCCCUGCUGUUCCUCUCGAAUUGGAAUUCUUGGUUAGAGGAGACCACGACAAGCGCAUCUCCUCGAACGAGCGAGCCAGAAGACGUCAGAUCCAGGACGACAUCGACUGGCUCGGCAAGUGGCUCCUAGAGUAUGCUUACCACCAAAUCAAGAAAGAGCAGGGGCUAUAUCCCGAAGGGCCGGUCGAGGUCGCGGAUGAUUUAGGUGCGUCUAGUUUUUGGUGGCGCGAAGCCAUUGGUACUAUCUCCAAGGAGGACGUUAAGGAGCAGUUUCGUGUGCUCGAAAGGCAAUUACACGAAGCUCCCGAUAAGGUGUUUGUGCAAGCCAUGUUUGGUUGGACCAGCUACCAGAUGUGGAAGGAUGGUCGCAACAUUCAGGUCAUCAAGGGUCAGGCUGGGGUCUGGAGCCACGUGCAAGGCGUGGAUAUCGAGGAUGAGUAUUGGCAGAUGCUUCGACAGGGGUUCCGUGAGUAG
Messenger RNA from Colletotrichum chrysophilum, 681 nucleotides. RefSeq lists its product as uncharacterized. The record is from RefSeq and is a predicted model, not a curated record. The transcript has a single exon. Lineage: Eukaryota; Fungi; Ascomycota; Sordariomycetes; Glomerellales; Glomerellaceae. The coding region runs from base 1 to 681 and encodes 226 amino acids.